This is a messenger RNA of Mustela erminea (ermine), 2209 nucleotides long. It is a transcript of the gene PRCC, whose product is annotated as proline rich mitotic checkpoint control factor. Lineage: Eukaryota; Metazoa; Chordata; Mammalia; Carnivora; Mustelidae. Gene Ontology annotation, cellular component: nucleus. The record is from RefSeq and is a predicted model, not a curated record. Bases 245 to 1717 code for a protein of 490 amino acids. The transcript has 7 exons.
ACUCGGCGGCCAUUAGCUGUGUGUAGUUGCCCGGGACUGGGUGCUUAAGUGAAGAGGGAAGCCUUACCCGGUGGAAAUCUACCGUGGCCAUGGGCUCCUGCCGCGGCUAGCCCCGGAGUACGGAGAAGGCGGGCUUUUCGGUGCCCCGCCCCGCCCAGUGGCGGGGCCCGCUAGGCCUCCGGGGAUCCCCGGUCUCAAGUAGGCCUCGUCUGCCGGCAAGGGCGCCCCAAAGGCGGGAGGCGCCAUGUCGCUGGUUGCUUACGCCAGCAGCGAUGAGAGUGAGCCGGAUGAGGCCGAGCCGGAGCCGGAGGAGGAGGAGGCGGCGGCCCCUACGUCCGGGCCCACCUUGGGGGGCUUGUUCGCGUCUCUCCCCGCACCCAAGGGCCCGGCCUUGCUGCCUCCGCCCCCCCAGAUGCUGGCCCCCGCCUUCCCCCCGCCGCUGUUGCUGCCCCCGCCCGCCGGGGACCCCCGGCUCCAGCCUCCGCCGCCCUUGCCCUUCGGCCUCGGAGGCUUCCCCCCGCCUCCGGGCGUGAGCCCGGCUGAGGCGGCGGGAGCUGGGGAGGGGCUGGGGCUGGGGCUGCCCUCGCCCCGGGGCCCGGGCCUCGGCCUGCCCCCCUCCAUGGGCGGUGCCGGGCCCCCCCUGGGCCUUCCCAAGCCAAAGAAGAGGACGGAGCCCGUGAAGAUCGCGGCGCCGGAGCUGCAUCAGGGGGAUUCAGAUUCCGAGGAAGACGAGCCCUCCAAGAAGAAAACUGUUCUUCAGGGAUCCGGCGAGGGGACUGGUCUGUCUGCCCUGCUUCCCCAACCUAAAAACCUGACCGUGAAAGAGACUGACAGGUUGCUCCUCCCUCACGCCUUCUCCCGGAGGCCCGCGGACGGCUCCUCCGACGCCAAGCCCUCCAGACAGGCUUCUAAGACCAAGCCCUCUCCCCUCGCCUCUGUCGUGGGCACCACAACCACCACGCCGUCGCCCUCUGCCAUCAAGGCUGCCGCCAAGAGUGCCGCCCUGCAGGUGACGAAGCAGAUCACGCAGGAGGAGGACAGUGACGAGGAGGUGGCCCCUGAGAACUUUUUCUCCCUCGCUGACAAGGCUGAGCCGCCUGGAGUUGAGCCAUACCCUUACCCCGUCCCCACCAUCCCUGAAGAGCUGCCUCCAGGCACAGAACUAGAGCCGGCCUUCCAGGACGAUGCGGCCAAUGCGCCCCUAGAGUUCAAGAUGGCCGCGGGCGCCAGUGGGGCGCCGUGGAUGCCCAAGCCCGGGGAGGAUUACGGCUACAAUCAGUUUUCCACAUACGGCGACGCCAAUGCCGCUGGUGCUUAUUAUCAGGAUUAUUACAGUGGUGGCUACUAUCCUGCACAGGACCCGGCCCUGGUCCCCCCCCAGGAAAUUGCCCCAGACGCCUCCUUCAUCGAUGACGAGGCAUUUAAGCGGCUACAGGGCAAGAGGAACCGAGGGAGGGAGGAGGUCAACUUUGUGGAGAUCAAAGGUGACGACCAGCUCAGUGGGGCCCAGCAGUGGAUGACCAAGUCACUGACAGAAGAGAAGACCAUGAAGUCAUUCAGCAAAAAGAAAGGUGAGCAGCCAACAGGCCAGCAGCGGCGGAAGCACCAGAUCACGUACCUGAUCCAUCAGGCUAAGGAGCGGGAGCUGGAGCUGAAGAACACGUGGUCGGAGAACAAACUCAGCCGCCGGCAGACCCAGGCCAAGUACGGGUUCUAGCGCUCCGGACUCGCCGCCACCGCACUCCUGCCGCCCGGCGCCCGGCCUCACCUCGGGGACCCUGCUGCUCCAAGCCCAGGCUCUCUGUCCCUGAGGCCCCGGCCCUCGCCUCUGCGAGAAUGAACACAUUUGAUAGAUUUUUCUUAACACAAGUUAGAAAAUUCAGCUCCUCUGCCUCGGAGCUAGCAGAGACGGGAGCGACGCUGCCGAUGGGGCUCUGCCCUGCUGGACGGGCGCGGCUCCCUGGUGGGCGCGGCUCCCUGGUGGGCGCGGCUCCCUGGUGGGCGCGGCUCCCUGGUGGGCGCGGCUCCCUGGUGGGCGCGGCUCCCUGGUGGGCGCGGCUCCCUGGUGGGCGCGGCUCCCUGGUGGGCGCGGCUCCCUGGUGGGCGCGGCUCCCUGGUGGGCGCGGCUCCCUGGUGGGCGCGACGAAACGGGGAGCCCCUCCUCCCUCCACUUUCUCUCUCUCUCUCUUUUUUUUUUUUUUUUUUAAAC